AUGAGUGCGAUUUCCGUCGAAGAUGUCCGCGUCGAUAACGAGAAUGGACGGACGGACGAUGGCGACGACGGAAUCGAGACGAUUGAGACGGUGAAGGUCGAUCCAAAGCCUAUCACGACGUAUGUUACGUUCAUGGACUUAUAUCGACGGAAGAAGAAAGCUAUGUCGCUUGAAGACAUCGUUGAAAGAGACAAACGAGUGCAAUUUGACACCAGAGACAAGUCAAGCACGUUUCGAUAUGGUGCUGACGAGCUGGAUGUACUUACAGAGUCGUCGCAUACAUACUCGGCGGCGUGGUCUCGCCAAAAGCAGCUUCAAACACUCAAACAGAAUCGAAUUGGCAAGCCCAACAAGCGCUUUCCAUCAGGAACUUCAAUUCAGUCGUCUGCCAUACCAUACUCACUUCCCACGAUUCCAAUCUCUGCGUACCAUCGUGUUCACCAAAUUCCUUGGGAAAAUGCGAUCUUGUGGGGAGACGAGUCCGACACAACGCCGCCAUUUGUUCCCGAAGAAGACGAAAGCCCGUUUGAGACAGGGAUUCCAUCGAGUGCCCAACGCACUCAGACAAAACGUCGCCAAUCUCCAGUGUACCAAUUGUCAAGCUACGACUCCGCGGCUUUCGCAUUUCCCGACGACGACUUCGACAUGACCAAGCCACGACAGUAUCGAUGGGAAAUGCCCCGACGACCAGCUACCGCAACUACGAAAGCGUCAUCCUCAUCUGAAAAGACAAUUCUCCCAUGUGCGUUGAAUCCGGCGCUGUUGGACUCAUCGUGGCAGGAAGCUAUCGGGUGGGACGAUACUGAGGACAUGCCGCCAUCCCGCAUCCUUUUGGACGAAAAUGACGUGCAUUUGAUCUUGUCCAACCCGCUCGUGGAGAACGUGCGAGCGACCCUCCGCAUCCCACAGCGCAAAAUGGGUGCGAUCGAGAUCAGGAAGGAGGAGCUCAAAAAGCAGAUGAGCGACAAGAAUACCCGUCUCGACGUCGUACGUGGCAACUUGGAAUGGGGACAGCAAACUGCCGAGAGUCGAUUUGGCGAGAUGAAGCGCAGCAAGGACCCGCGUAUCAUCAAGAACAUGGGUCACGUCCACCACUCGCUCCCAGCGAUCAAACUUAGCUUGACCAAGCCGGAGUUGCCGCUGGCCAAACUGAGAGAGUUCCAUCGACCACGCGGCAAGUUUAAGAUUCAUGAGCGAAUGCCUGUGGUCAGCGCCAAGAACGCCGAGAAGAGCAAGAGUGUCAAGGUGGCCGACGCCGAUCUGAACGACCCAACGUUGUCCCAAAUCAAGAAAACAUCCGACCUAAACCCGACGGCGGGAGGAAAGCUCAUGCUGCUCGAGUACACGGAGCAGUAUCCCCCGAUGCAGGCGAACCCUGGCAUGGCGUCGCGAGUGUUGCACUACUGGCGUCCACCCGACACUCGAGGUGAAGGCAAGGCGGACGAAGGGGCAGGGAAGGGCAAAGAAAGAAAGAAGAAGCCCCAUCCGCCAACGGUCAGCCUUGGCGAGGUCGUCACGCUGGGCGACAACGAAGACUCGCCUUUUGUGGGUGAUGUGCCCGCAGGCAAGAUGGUCACCUCCCUAAACUCGAAACUGUUCAAGAUUCCUAUCUUUCCCCAUUCACCACGCCCGAACUUCCUCGAACCAUUUGCCGACGAUAAGUACGAGAUUUUUCUGGUGGCGCGGUCCGUAUCGAAGAAGGGGAAGGGCGCAUCGACCAUGUACAUCAUGGAGCUCCCGAUGUUGUACUUGGCUGGACAAGUGGAGCCCCAGAUCGAGGUGCCGGCCCCGAAUUCGAGAAGCGCAAACGACUUUAUUCGGCCGUACAUGUCGUUCCACAUUCUGCGUCUGUUCAAGAAGACGAGUGAUGGCGAGCGCUUGAAGAUCGAAGACAUCACGCGAGCGUUCCCAAACCAGUCUGGCACAGCCAUUCGAAAGCGGAUGAAGGAAGUGGCGACAUUUGAGCGCGGAGGAAACGACUCGGGAUGGUGGAAGCGCAAGCAGUCGUCGGACGUGAUCAGUGAAGAAGAGAUUCGCGCAAGCGUGUCGCCUGAGUCUGUUUGUCUGUACGAGAGCAUGAUGAGCGGUCAUCAGCGCCUGUUGGACAUGGGGUUGACGAAGCAGUUCACCCCGACUGGAGUGCAAGCUGCCAUCAGCCAAAUGACCAAGCGCCUCAAGUACCGCGAGAGUUUGCUGUCGUCACGCAUUCUGGUGCCGCAGGGUUACACGGGUCGACACCUGGCGGAAGAAGAGAAAAAGCUGUGGAAUCGAGACCCCGUGCUGGUGACGUUGCGCAACGACAUUCAGAUCGCUCGAUCUAUCAACGAACAGCUACUGCUGACGCCGUGGAAUUUGACGAAUGGUUACGUGGAGUGUCAUUUGCAAGGCAAGGGCUCGGGUAUGUUGCAGCUCGGUGGUCUGGGUGAUCCGUCUGCGCGUGGGGAAGGGUUCAGUUUUAUCCGCGUACCUCAGUCGCGUGCGAAGAAGAAGGAAGAAAACGAAGAGCUCGCAGUGUCUGAAGCUGAAGUGCAAAAGGCGGUGGCCGCGGUGACGGGGACAACAGCAGAUUUACGAAAGCUCAAGAUGAAGGAAGCGGGAGAUGUGCUCAAGAAUCUUGGGAUGGCUGAGGAAGACAUUCUAAAAUUGCGGCGAUGGGAUCGUAUUUACAUGGUGCGAGAGCUGAGUACUCGUGCUUCGGCGCACGGAAUGGCUGGUACCCUGAACAAGUUCGUCCGCGGGGCGCGGAAGUCGCUGAGUGCACAACAGCAGGAGUACCGACGAAAGUGCGACGUGAUUUAUCUCCGUCAGUUGGAAGUGCUGAGCUCAACGGAGCAUGACUUCGAAGACGACAGCGAAAGCGGGUCGGACGACGACGAUGACUUUAUUGAAGAUUUGGAAGACGAUUUGCUGGGCGAUGACGUCGCCACGACAAACGCGACUCGAGGCCCUCAAGGAAUUUUCAAAGCUGGCGGGGGCGGGUUGACUCGCACCAAGACCACCAUGUCCGAGCGAGACGACGCCCACGAACUGCGACGUUUGAUGGAAGAAAUGAAGAGUGGCGGCGGUGGGGUCACAGCUUCUUCGACAGGAGGAGGUGGAAGCCGGCUUAGCCGUCCUGAGGUUGACGCUUCCAACCUGCGCAUCCAACUCAAAGCUAGCGGCAUCAAAGACAGCUUGAAUACUUCGAUGUCGUCCAUGACGUCGACCAAGGGAAACUCCGUCGCGUCAUCUGCGAUCCCAUCCCCAGUCGAUCCUGCGUCGCGAGCGCAGUCACCUCGGGCGGGAGGAAUUCGUCAAGCCAUCAAGCGAACGACCCGGAUCAUCGAUGACGACGGCACUGAGACUGUCAAGAUUGAAUUUGUUGUCGAUCCAAAAGCGAUUGGUCGGUACAAAGCGGCUCAGAGUUUCAAGGAGCGCCAAAAAAAAGACGAGGAGCGAAACCAGCUCCGGAAACGCAAAAAGCUGGAAGGGGCGGAGACUGACAAGAGUUUACUGAAGAAACAGAUUGCCGAUGAGCUCAAGCAGCUCAAGAAGAAGGAAGAAGCAACGAAGGGAUAUGUGGAAAUGCUGGAGAAAGGCCAGGACGUGGCCGCCGGGGGUCGCGGGGCCAUCAAAUGCACAGCUUGCGGACAACUGGGUCACAUUCGGACAAACCGUAACUGCCCUCUGUUCAUCGAGUCCAAGACCGACCCACCACCCAAAAGCGUCAAGUCGGACGCCCCGUUGAAAUUGACGCUGAAGAAAUCCAACUUGGAAGACAUCAUGAAGGAGGACAGCAAUAGCUUGACCCUGAACCUGACCAAUCUGCGUGAAGGCGCGCGAAAGCACCAGAUUGAAAAGAAGCGCAAGCGAUUGCAGGACGUGGCUGAAAGCGCCGAGAUUUACAAGAAGCAGUAUGGCUCCAAGGACAAAAAGACUGAACAUAUUCGACUCCCGAUCGCGCGGCUGAAUGGUUUGCUGGAGAAAGUUCUGUUCAAUCUCUUGGGAAUGCCGGAGAGCGCGCUGUUUCGCGAGCCGGUCGACGGCAGCUUGAUCCGCGACUAUUACAACAUUAUCAAGCGACCGAUGGACCUAAAGCGGAUGCGCGCAAAGAUUCGAGACCUGGAGUACGACUCCAUGCGGACAUUUUUAGCGGAUGUGGAGCUCAUGGCGACCAACUCGAAGAUGUACAAUGGCGAACUCAAUCCAAUCACAAAAAAUGCGUUCAAGGUGCUGGAACGGGCCAAGGAUGACCUCCAGCAGCUCAAUACGGACGGCGCGUUGCAUUCGCUGCAAAAGCUAGCCCGAACCCAGUCGGUGUCGUAGCCCGUCGUGUUGUUCGAAUACAACUUGUACCGUCUGGACAACAGGGUGUCAACCGAUCCGAAUUACCCGACGGUGCUCAUUUGCACCAGCGUCUUGGCGCUCCAUCGAGUGUUGGAAGGAAAUAGCAUUUGACCACUCGUGCAGUUUGCUAACUCGGUGUGCUAAAAACGGAUCAGGUGGAAAAUGUCGUGGA
This is a messenger RNA of Aphanomyces invadans, 4498 nucleotides long. RefSeq lists its product as hypothetical. The transcript has a single exon. Gene Ontology annotation, biological process: transcription by RNA polymerase II; RNA polymerase II preinitiation complex assembly. The record is from RefSeq and is a predicted model, not a curated record. NCBI's taxonomy places the organism in Eukaryota, Oomycota, Saprolegniomycetes, Saprolegniales, Verrucalvaceae. Gene Ontology annotation, molecular function: TBP-class protein binding; histone acetyltransferase activity; RNA polymerase II general transcription initiation factor activity. The coding region runs from base 1 to 4305 and encodes 1434 amino acids. Gene Ontology annotation, cellular component: transcription factor TFIID complex.